ACAUCAAACCCCGACCUCAAGCGGCAGAUCCUUAGCAUCUCUGCAUAUCCACAAUGGUGACCGCGGGGAAGAAGUUGAAGAAGACACAUGAGAGCAUAAACAACAGGUUAGCUCUGGUCAUGAAGAGCGGUAAGUUUACACUUGGGUACAAAACAGUUCUCAAGACACUUGAGAACUUCAAAGGAAAGCUUGUAUUGAUAUCCAACAAUUGCCCACCUCUGAGGAAGUCUGAGAUCGAGUACUAUGCUAUGCUCGCUAAGGUUGGAGUUCAUCAUUACAAUGGAAACAAUGUUGACCUUGGGACAGCUUGUGGAAAGUAUUUCCGUGUGUCCCGCCUUAGCAUUGUUGAUCCAGGUGAUUCAGACAUCAUCAAGACUCUGCCUGGAGACCAAUAAAAGAUUUACUUAGUGGAAAA
This is a messenger RNA of Cuscuta europaea, 415 nucleotides long. The record is from the annotation of a GenBank genome assembly. NCBI's taxonomy places the organism in Eukaryota, Viridiplantae, Streptophyta, Magnoliopsida, Solanales, Convolvulaceae.